Molecule: messenger RNA, 837 nt
Organism: Prunus mume (Japanese apricot)
Lineage: Eukaryota; Viridiplantae; Streptophyta; Magnoliopsida; Rosales; Rosaceae
Product: putative methyltransferase At1g29790
Molecular function (GO): methyltransferase activity
Source: RefSeq, a predicted model, not a curated record
AUGUCCUACAAAGUCAACGGGUCGUGUCCGGAUGACGAGUUUUUAGCCCAAAGGCUCCUCCUCAAAGGCUGCGAGCCUUUACCCCGCCGCCGCUGCCACCCUGCCUCAAACGCUAACUAUGUGGAACCCUAUCCUCUUCCCAAAAGCUUGUGGUCCACACCAUCCGACUCCUCAGUCGUAUGGACAGCUUACAAAUGCAAAGACUACAACUGCCUCGUCAACAGAAAGAAAAACCAUAAUGGUUUUGACGACUGCUUAGACUGCUUUGACCUUCAAGGAAAUGAGAAAACUCGGUGGGAAGGCAAAGGAGGAGGGCUAGACUUCGGUGUGGAUGAAGUCUUGGGGUUCAAGAAACCCGGGACGAUACGAAUCGGGCUGGACAUUGGCGGCGGAGUGGCCACAUUCGCUGUGAGAAUGAGGGAAAGGAACGUCACAAUUGUGACAACUUCAAUGAACUUGAACGGUCCUUUUAACAGCUUCAUAGCUUCAAGAGGGGUUGUGCCUUUGUACAUAAGCAUUUCACAGAGACUGCCUUUUUUCGAUAACACUUUGGAUAUUGUGCAUUCAAUGCACGUUUUGAGUAAUUGGAUACCAACGACGUUGCUUCAUUUUGCGGUGUUUGAUAUCUACAGAAUCCUUAGGCCUGGGGGGUUGUUUUGGCUUGACCAUUUUUUCUGUGUAGGUGAGCAGUUGGAAGAGGUCUAUGGACCGCUCAUUGAGAGCGUUGGGUUCAAGAAGUUGAAGUGGGUUGUUGGGAGGAAGCUUGAUCGUGGGCCGAAGCUACGGGAGAUGUACCUUUCGGCUUUGCUGGAGAAACCAUUGAAGAAUUCUUGGUGA